AUGGUGGUGAGUGGCUCGGAGGACGCGCAGGUCUACAUCUGGCACCGGCACUAUGGCUCCCUCUUGCAGGUGCUGGCUGGCCACUCUGCGACAGUGAACACCGUGUGCUGGAUGCGAGGCUCUUCAGGGGUCGGCGCGUGGCUGAUCUCAGCCUCCGACGAUGGCACACUACGAGUCUGGGGAUCGGAGGCGGAAGAGCCGGAGGCUGUGGAAGUCGAGGCUCCCACUCCCACAAGUGGUCUCCAGGAGCAGAGGAGGGAGGAGCCCCCACCGUCUCCAAGAGGUGCAGCGAUCACGCGGCCCACUCUUUUGGAGGAUGACAGCGAAACAUCCGACGAGGAGCCUGAGUCCGACAGGCAGAGCCACUCGUCCCGGUCGCAGUGA
This is a messenger RNA of Effrenium voratum, 384 nucleotides long. The record is from the annotation of a GenBank genome assembly. Lineage: Eukaryota; Dinophyceae; Suessiales; Symbiodiniaceae.